AUGUCUUCAUCUUCUAACGCUCACACAGAGCGACCAAUCCCCAGCCAUUCACCGCACUCAUCGAGGAGAUUCAGCGCGCUGCCUCUUGGCACCUCGCAACCAGUCAUGCCACCACCAGCCAACAAUGACCCUCCACGAUCAGGCGCCAACAGAAAGUUCUCGCUCGCUUCAUACGAGCACCCGUACGACAUCGCUCCGCCGGACUAUACGUACAAUCGCCUUUCGACACCCUCUUUCUCUGCUCAUCAGUCUUCCGACCUACAGCGAGGAUCGUUCAUUGCACCCAAAGACUUGAAAGAGCAGCCUGAGAAAGCGGCUACAGGCGACGCGCAUGUUGAACAGGAACAGAAAAGGAGAGGACUUCUUUCCAACAUGAUGGAUUGGUACUCGAUGGCUCGCUCCGGCACUCACUCGAUUCCCGAGAUGACAAAAGAUCCUGGCUCAACCUUCUCUGAGACUGACUACGGCUACUCGAGUGCGCUUCGGGAUCGCGGCGAAAUGUGGAGAAGAGGAUCGGCGUACUCCAAUGCAUCCGUGGACUCUGAAAUGAUGGAUCCUGACGACCCUCGGGUGACAGGCGUCAAGGCUAAACAGUUGGAGGAUCAAGUUGAUCUUGAGAGAAACACACUGCGCCAAAUGGAUUACAAGACUCGCCGAAAGCAUAUCCAAAGGAUUCGAAUAGAGUUCAACGUCUCAUCGAUGAAGGAUAGACAGGACUUCCUUCUUAAGCUGGCACGCUCCUUGAUGACCUUCGGUGCGCCUUCACAUAGGAUCGAGUCCCAGCUUGUGGCCGCUGCACGCAUCCUUGAAGUCGAAGCAGAGUUCAUCCAUUUGCCUGGCAUUAUCAUCUGCUCUUUUGGUGAUCAGGAUCUCGGUUGCUCAGAAACCCACUUCGUUAAAUGCGGUGGACGCCUAUCUCUGGGAGUGCUCCAUAAAGUCCAUCUGAUCUACAGAGCUGUCGUCCACGACGAAAUCAGUGCCAAACAGGCCAGCGAACAUCUUGAGGCACUUAUUGACGCCCCGGCUCCUUACUCUGAUCUAUUCCGGUGCAUUCUGGCGUUUUUCCUUUCUGCGUUGAUCUGUCCCUUAGCGUUUGGCGGCUCUUUUGUGGAUAUGUGGAUUGCUGGUGUGGCUGCUUUCGCUCUCUCCUGGUUGCAACUCCGCGUGGCUGGAAAGAGUGCUUUAUACGCCAAUGUAUUUGAAAUCACUGUUUCGAUAGUCGUCUCAUUUGUGGCCCGAGGUCUGAGCAGCAUUCGAAGCCAGAUAUUUUGUUAUACUGCGAUAUCUUCCUCCGGCAUUGUCGGAAUUCUCCCAGGAUAUCUGAUCCUCAGCAGCUCGCUGGAGCUCGCUUCAAAAAACAUCGUCUGCGGAAGUGUGAAGAUGGUUUAUGCACUCAUAUACACACUAUUCUUGGGGUUCGGUCUUCAGAUAGGGAACGAUUUCUAUCUGCUCCUUGAUCCUGUGGCACGUAAUCGACUGGACGCGCUUGCUGCAAGUCUCAGUGCCACCGUCUCCUUGACCGGGACCUGGGCAGCCGACAAUUCAACGAAUGGGACGUCAGUGCCAAUGAACGGGACCUGGACCUUCAGUCGCAGCGUGUCGCCUCUUGAGAGAGAUAUUGUCGACGCCUUCAUCAUCGUCCCGCUCUUUUCCACACUCUCUUCCCUUGCAAACCUCCAGCCAUUCAGGAGCAAACAAUUGCCCGUCAUGGUCAUUAUUUCUUGUUUUUCGUAUGCAUCCAACAGGAUCGCUAAUCACUACAUAUUCAAUCGGUCGGACGUUGUUUCGGCCAUUGGCGCGUUUACUGUGGGUCUUUUGGGCAACAUUUAUUCGCGGCGGAUGGGAGGCACUGCUUUCACAUCGAUGGUGACAGGAGUUCUCUUCCUCGUCCCUUCUGGUCUGUCGCAAGCUGGAGGAAUCACUGCGAACGGAAACGGGAUCGAUAUCGGAGGUGCAAUGAUUGCCGUAACAAUUGGAAUCACGGUGGGCCUCUUCAUGAGUCAAGCGCUGGUAUACACCUUCGGUUCAAGGAAGAAUGCGGCUGUAUUUUCCUUCUGA
Molecule: messenger RNA, 2058 nt
Organism: Cyclocybe aegerita
Lineage: Eukaryota; Fungi; Basidiomycota; Agaricomycetes; Agaricales; Hemipholiotaceae
Source: the annotation of a GenBank genome assembly